UUUGAGAUAAAUUCUUGUUCAGUACACUUUGUAUGUAAUUAUAACAGAAAAUAUAAUUUGUGGAUGUAUUUCUAUAAAUGUUACGUCCGGUCGACGCUCUAGUUAGAUGACCCCGUCUUCACCAGAUAUGGAAUAAUCAAUAUUGACGCACGUCUAGCGAUGACGAUGUUUACUACACGAAAUUUACACAAUUCAUGAGGCAUAACGUGGGUAAUUAACGCCCCCUAAUCGCUAAUGGUAAAAUCAAGGCUCUUUGCAUUCAUUUACAAGUUCACAGUAUAAUUACGUAUUUGGUUACCUUCAAUGAAUGUUGCUAUCUUUAUUUUAUAGAAAUUAAUAUAUGACUGUGUUAUUUUAAGUUUUUUUUUGGCAGAAUUUAAACAAAAUGCGAGUUGACUGAAAAAUUGCCAAUAAAAGAAUUUCUUUGGCAUGUUGGUUGCCUAAUGUCAACGAUCAUGAAAAUUAUAAAAUACAAAUAUUGUGGUUGUUGUAUGGAAAACAGUUUUCUGAAAGCUAGCGCGCACGCAUGCACUCGAUUCGCAGUCGGCAUUGGUGGUGCUGCGGGAUUGCGCUCCAAUAAUAACACCGCCGAGCCAGUUGUAGUUGUACGCUAGACGCGGUCGCGCGCUAAACCGAGCUGCGCGAGCAAACGAGGAGUAAGCGCACUAGCAAACCCCGUAUAGUAUUUACACAAUAAAUUGUGUAAACAGGUGGGCAUCGUUGCGUGUUCAGGGCGCAAUCGAUUCAAAGAAGUUCGCCGGCGGCCACGAUCGGCGUGAUUCGUGAAGAUCGUGAAUGAAAGGAUGUCGCGCGCGGCCAGUGCGACGGCGGCAGGGCGGCGAUGUGUGCCGCAAUAACAAGUUGAUGUCGAGCGACGGCUUCGCGUCGUCAAGGCGAAUCGUCACGGCACGCCAGUGAGUUACUGCCGCGGGCGGCGCGCGCUCUUCACGGCGCAUUGUUUUCCUGACAACGAGAAGAGGCGAUUCCGCCGCUGCGAACGAUCCAAAAUGGGCACCAGCAUCCCUGUGCUUCUAGUCACUGCGAACGUGGGAUCGAUAUUCGAAAACCCCUCUGUAAUGUUGCAAGUCUGGACUGAUGAAUUUCUUUCAAAAAUAUCAAAGCUAUCACCAAAGUUUAUUGCAUUGCAUUGCCAGGAAGUUGGAGGAAAAAACUAUGAGAAUAGUAUGAAGCAUGUUGAGCAUUUUGUCAACUUGCUGAUGUCCUCAAAUGAGCUGAGACCUUAUGACAAAGUCAGAGUGUAUCUGGAUGAAGAUUACAGCUCAGCAGAACACUUCACAGCAUUAGGAAACUUCUACUUCAUUCAUGAAUCCAUUGAAAAUGUACAAAUAUGGAACUUCAAAGAAGCAACUUUUCUUCCAUGUGUUGGAAAAGAAACACAUUCAGGCAAUAUUGAAGCAGUUGAGACCAAAGAGAAGUCCAAAUUUCCACAAAACUUUUUUCCAGAAUGUAAAUGGUCACGAAAAGGUUUCCUUCGCACGCGUUGGUCGAUCGAAGGCAGUGUAUUUGAUUUGAUCAACAUCCAUCUGUUCCACGACGCGUCAAAUUUUGUCGCGAUGGAGGCGUACCCGUCGGUGUACUGUGCGAAUCGGCGGCGAGCGCUUGAGCACACGCUGCAGCGUUUCCACAACGACGAGUACGACAACGUGCCGUACAUCCUCUUCGGCGACUUCAACUUCCGGACCGAUACUGACGGCGUUAUCAAGAAACUCACCGAGGGCCUGACAACCGUUCGAAUACAGAACAAUAAGAACAACGAGUUUUCCAAGCUGCAGUACCGGAACGAGGAUCAGGACGCUGUACUCACGGUUGGCAAGAAGGAAUUUAAUCAUGCGGAUCACCAGGGAGUUUUCAGUCAACAACCAGACGAUUGGUUAAAACCAUAUGAUAAGGAAGUAGAUGCGUUCAAGGAGACGCUUCUUGAAUUUCCGAUAACGUUUGCCCCUUCGUAUCCAUUCGAGGAGGCCAUGUCGAAAGCGUCGAGCUACAUGCAAACGCGCUGCCCGGCGUGGUGCGACCGCGUCCUCCUCAGCCACACAGCCAAAAAGUUAAUUGAUGAGACUGACCAUAUAGAAUAUGAUCUCAUGGGACAGAACACCUGCAUGGGAGACCAUAAGCCGGUGUAUUUGCGAACGUCAAUCCUAACCAACUCAGGCCUGAACGUACGGAAUGCGGACCAUAAAAUCACACCGUCUCUAAUUGCGAAUAGUAACGAUAGCGUUAUCGAUUCGUCUACGGUGACGAGAUAUAUUUAUAUUAAGAAUAUCGACAACCCCGUGAAAAUAUUUCGCGAGACAACCGUCUAAACAAAACUUGAAAAAAUGGGCUAAAUUGCUUCUAAAUCUACAAAUGAAAAUUCAUUUAUAAAAAGAGAGCUCUUAUUGAACGUAAUUUUUCAUCAUUAGGUUUCAUAUUAUUUCUAAUGAUUAGUUUUAUCAUAUUGCGAUUAGCUGAUAAUCGUUUUAUAGUUUUAUAAUUUAUGAUAGUCAAUGCAAGCUCACGGAAUGCAGGAAUGCAAGCGGAUACGAUGGGGAUGAACAUAUUUAAGAAGUCUAAAAUAAUAUCGUUGUUAAACUGGUGACUGUUUUAUCUGUGUACGAGGAAAAAAAAUUGAAAUAUUUUAUCGAUGUUUUUAAAUGUAUCACGUAUAUUCUAUGUUGUUAACACGCGCCGCGCGUUACCAGUCACAUUAAGUAAGAAAUACUCAAUGAUGAGGAGGUGUUACUGGAAUCUACGUAUUAAUUGUACUUAUCAAAUUAUGAAAGCAACUUCCAAAAAGAAAUCUGUGUUACAGACUUACUCCACUUUCAAGUAGCAGCUACAUGUCCAUUUCAUUUCAUAUAUGUUGUAACUUUUCGAACAUUUUCAUAGUAUAUAUUGACGUAGAGAUAUACUAGAUUGGAUCAAUUAGAAGAAUCUUAAGAAAAGUGUGGUGUGUAUUUAAUAAUUACGAGUAGUUUGGUGUGACAGAGAGAUAAUUUCAAAUAGAAUUUGCACUUUGUAGUGAGUUUAACGUUUUAUCUUCUCAGCUCUCUCACUUACAGCUUACCGAAGAAUCCGAAAUGGACAUGUUGCUAAGAAAAAUGUCACGCCCACCGUAACUCAAUAUUUUUUGAUGCAGUUUAUAUUUACAACAACCAUAAAUCAUCGAUUAAAAAAACAUAUAUUAAAAAGAAACCAAACGGAAUAAAAUAUAAAGUGCUAGUCAUGUAUGUACACUUAAUAAUACCCUUUGUACGAUACAAAAUUUAAUAUGUCUUUAUUAAGAAUUAUACACACAAAAAUGCCGAUCGCGCCAAUAUGAUAAUAUUACAGUUUGUAACAUUCGCGAUGAAUUUGUCACUUAUUUGAUGGUGCAAACAAAACAUUAUUGGCCCCAAUGCAAAAUCAACUGAAAACCAAAUAUUAUAAUAUGAUGUAUAAGUGUGUAAUAAUGUCCACAGUUUGUUGCAUAUGCAAUUAUUAAUCGAAUCAGUCGCAAACAGUCCAAUUAACUUAUAACAAAAAGAAAAAGUCGGGUUUUACGUACAUAUUUAGACGAAACAAUGAUAACCCGAAUGAAUAAUAUUCUCAGUGAAUGCGCCGCAACCACAACUAAAACCAAGAUGAAAUAAAUGUUUGGUGUAACAAUGAUGUAAAUUGUAAAAGAAUAAACUGAUAACGUAUCUAAAUGGAA
Dalotia coriaria is the source of this 3694-nucleotide messenger RNA. RefSeq names its product inositol polyphosphate-5-phosphatase A (gene 5PtaseI). Bases 1008 to 2324 code for a protein of 438 amino acids. The record is from RefSeq and is a predicted model, not a curated record. Lineage: Eukaryota; Metazoa; Arthropoda; Insecta; Coleoptera; Staphylinidae. Gene Ontology annotation, biological process: phosphatidylinositol dephosphorylation. Gene Ontology annotation, molecular function: inositol-polyphosphate 5-phosphatase activity. The transcript has 9 exons.